AUGACUGGUAAUAGUGUAAGAAGGGAGAAAACUCUGAAGUGCGAUUUCAAAAUCAAAGACGGCAAACAGAAUCGUGUACCACAAACCAAUACAAUGUUAGAAAACAAUUUCUUUCCAUCUUUAUUUACUGAAAUGGUUUUGGAAGCUGGUUCAAAUCCCAUAGAAACCAUCAAACACCCUGGGGAAUUUGACACAAUGUUGAAAACAGUUCUAUAUCCCAAAAACUACGAUUCAGUCUCAGGCUGGAUACCCGAUGUUGGCGAUGGAAUUGUUUUGAAAGAACCGGUAAGAAAUCUUGCAAAUGAUGCUGAUUUAGCUAUAGUGAGAGUUUUUGCUCGAAACACAAUAGAAAGAGUAGCACGAGCAGCUAAUCAUGGGUUCGAAAAACGAGUACUUCAGUAUAAUAAUGUUGUUGAGAAUAAUAGAGAUGAUAUAGAUUUUGAAAGAAUUGAUAAGAGUGUAAAGGAAGGUGGAUUUUUACCUUUCCUACCUUUGAUAUUUGCCGGUCUGGCCGCGGCUGGUGCAGCAACUAGUGGGAUAUCUGCCGCAGUCAAAGCAGCCAACGCCAAAAAAGCAGCGUUGCUGAAAAAAGUGAAAAACGUAGACAUAAUAUGGAAAUGGAAAAGAUAG
Lottia gigantea (owl limpet) is the source of this 630-nucleotide messenger RNA. RefSeq lists its product as hypothetical. The transcript is spliced from 3 exons. The record is from RefSeq and is a predicted model, not a curated record. NCBI's taxonomy places the organism in Eukaryota, Metazoa, Mollusca, Gastropoda, Lottiidae. Bases 1 to 630 code for a protein of 209 amino acids.